AUGUUCCCCAAAGGCAAAGGCACCCCGGUGCCGUCGGACGGCCAAGCACGGGAAAAGUUGGCUCUAUACGUCUAUGAGUAUUUGUUACACAUAGGAGCACAGAAGUCUGCACAGACCUUUUUAUCAGAGAUCCGAUGGGAAAAAAACAUAACACUGGGAGAACCCCCUGGAUUCCUACAUUCCUGGUGGUGUGUAUUUUGGGACUUAUAUUGUGCUGCUCCGGAGAGGAGAGAGACAUGUGACCACUCCAGCGAAGCGAAAGCCUUCCAUGAUUAUAGUGCAGCAGCAGCUCCGAGUCCUGUAAUGGGAGGGAUGCCCCCUGGUGAGGGGAUGCCAGGAGGACCCAUGCCACCUGGCUUUUUCCAGGGUCCUCCUGGUCCCCAGGGCUCUCCUCACCCUCAGCCUCCUCCCCCUAACAGUAUGAUGGGACCUCACAGUCAGUCCUUCAUGUCGCCUCGCUUCGCUGGAGGUCCAAGAGGCCCACCCAUUAGGAUUGGCAACCAGCCACCAGGUGGAGGGCCUGGUCCUCAUCCCAUGCUGCCCAAUAUGGACCCUACACGACCACAAGGCCAUCCUAACUUGGGGCCAAUGCAGCGGAUGAGUGGUCCCCGAGGUAUGGGGCCCAUGGGACCUGGCCCCCAGAACUUCGGUGGUGGGAUGAGGCCUCCACAUAACACCAUGGGUCCUGGUAUGCCAGGAGUGAACAUGGGCCCAGGGACUGGUCGGCCAUGGCCCAAUCCCAACAAUGCCAACUCUAUGCCUUACUCAUCACCUUCUCCUGGCGCAUACGGGGGGGCAUCUGGAGGAGGUGGGCCUCCAGGCACUCCCAUCAUGCCCAGCCCUGCAGACUCAAACAACUCUGGUGACAAUUUGUACACCAUGAUCAACACUGGACCUGGCAACCGAAAUAAUUUCCCUAUGGGCCCCGGCUCUGACGGACCCCUGGGAGCCAUGGCUGGGAUGGAACCACAUCACAUAAACGGGUCACUAGGCUCUGGUGAUAUGGAUGGAAUGAACAAGAAUUCCCCAAACAAUUUAAGUGGCAUUAGCAAUCCUCCUGGGACCCCAAGGGAUGAUGGGGAGCUUAGUGGAAACUUCCUUCACUCCUUUCAGAGCGAGAACUACUCUCCAACCAUGACGAUGAGUGUGUGACCCCCCCACCCCCACCCAAACCAACAUUAUUUGCCAUCAUUCCGAGGAUCUGAACUCACAACAGGACACGGCCAAACACAUCAGCAUCGAAUCAGGGACAGAUGGGCGCCAUUUUUGGUUCCACACUCAUGCCAGAAUGCUGAUCCGGGAGGGGGAAAACCAAAAUGGCUGGCGACUACUGCUCCUUGCUCAAAAUGAAGGACAAUUUUUCUCCAUUAACCACAUCCCCCAAAGUGUGACAAAACCAGCUACUGAAACGCAUACAUGACACGUUUUCUGUUCGCAGGGCCCCGCCCCACUCCCUGCCCAUCCAAUCUCCUCAGUCCCAGAGCGAAGAGAGAAAAAAAAAGGUUGAAGUUUACCUCUUGUACUUUUUAAUUAUUGCUUUGUGGUGCAAGAUGUGCAGGAAAUGUCUCCGCUUUUUGUCACUUAAAACACUGGAGAGUGUGCAUAUGCAUUGUGAGCUUGGAAAGUCUUUGUCUUGUCAUUUUACUUCUCACCACAACAAAAGUCAGUUGACAUAGGACUCAGAAUUUGCCUUUUACUGUGCGGCCACCUUUAUGAAUAAUGUAUUCUUCCUAACGCCCACCCUGCUAUUUAAAGAGGUUUUUAAGGGGGGAAAAAAAGAUGUGAAAGAAUACUGCUUUUAUUGUGACAACCUUCCGCAGUAUGUAAGUGCUCAGAUGGUUCUUACACCGUCUAAUUGAUCCCAUUUUUGAUCAAUUCCAGUCUCUUUAUCGUUGACAGCAACACUGCGCUCUCCGCUGUUUCAUAUCAACAGCUGGACCGCUGUUGCGUUCUGUCAAGGGAAGCCAGACUUCGGCGUUAAGAAGCGAGUGCAUGAAUGCUGAGAAUCUGUGUACAACAUACUACCUAGUGCUGCUCUUUUCUGUGUGGACACCUGCUUUAAGAUGUGGUGUAAUAUCUCUUUACAUGCCUGUGCUUAACACUCUGUGCUCUUCAUUGUCGUAGACUUCUGUGUUAUUUCCAGUCUGGUCGGUUUCUGUUCAAACGGCUUUGAAUGAGCUGCCCGUUUUAAUCCCUCAUGCCUAUUGGUUGUUCACUUUUUCCCUCCUGCAUCAUCGGACAUCCCCUUGGCGCUGCCCCUUCUUGCCCACCUACACAUUUUUUUAUAUUUUGAUACAAUCUUUGACUACGUAUAUUGCCCCAGUUAUUCAGAGUUAGUCAAAGCUUUCUAAACUGAUUCUAGUAGGCAUCAUUAUAAACUUAGCAGCAGUCUUGUAAAUGUGAUGAGAAUUUCUGUUUCAUUUUGUUUUCUCCUGUGAACAUUACGCAUUAUACACAUCUAUGUUGCCUUUAUUUGCUGAUAUUUUUUUAUUUCAAAUUGAGGAAAGAUUGCUUGUUAAUAUAAUUUUACAAUAACUUAA
Sphaeramia orbicularis (orbiculate cardinalfish) is the source of this 2540-nucleotide messenger RNA. RefSeq names its product single stranded DNA binding protein 3b (gene ssbp3b). The transcript has 18 exons. Lineage: Eukaryota; Metazoa; Chordata; Actinopteri; Kurtiformes; Apogonidae. The record is from RefSeq and is a predicted model, not a curated record. Gene Ontology annotation, cellular component: nucleus. Gene Ontology annotation, biological process: positive regulation of transcription by RNA polymerase II. Gene Ontology annotation, molecular function: single-stranded DNA binding; protein binding. Bases 1 to 1152 code for a protein of 383 amino acids.